GUAUUAACUAUACUCAUGAUUGCCACAUUACUUGUCUUCUAUUCGCUGUUGACGGUCGUAUAUUCAGACAAAAUGGCCAACAAGGAGCGCACUUUCAUCAUGGUCAAGCCUGACGGAGUCCAGCGGGGACUCGUUGGCAAAAUCAUCGAGCGCUUUGAGCAGAAAGGCUUCAGGCUGGUUGCCCUUAAAUUCACUUGGGCUUCCAAGGAGCUAUUGGAAAAACAUUAUGCUGAUCUGGCUGGCCGCCCUUUCUUCCCCGGUUUGGUCAACUACAUGAACUCCGGUCCAGUGGUUCCCAUGGUGUGGGAGGGCUUGAAUGUAGUUAAGACUGGCCGUCAGAUGCUGGGCGCAACCAACCCAGCUGAUUCCUUGCCCGGCACUAUUCGUGGUGAUUUCUGCAUCCAGGUGGGCCGCAAUAUCAUCCACGGCUCGGAUGCCGUUGAGUCGGCCAAUAAGGAGAUUGCUCUCUGGUUCGACGAGAAGGAGCUUAUCCCAUGGACCCCAGCUAGCAACGACUGGAUUUACGAAUAGAAUAACACCUGUACAAGUGCAGAAUCGGCAUUUUUGUGUAAUGCUCCUUAGUUAAGAAAACAGAUUCUUUGAAAGAAUAAAAAAAUUCCGUAUUUGGUGUAAAACUA
Scaptodrosophila lebanonensis is the source of this 638-nucleotide messenger RNA. It is a transcript of the gene awd, whose product is annotated as nucleoside diphosphate kinase. Gene Ontology annotation, molecular function: nucleoside diphosphate kinase activity. Gene Ontology annotation, biological process: GTP biosynthetic process; CTP biosynthetic process; UTP biosynthetic process. Lineage: Eukaryota; Metazoa; Arthropoda; Insecta; Diptera; Drosophilidae. The transcript has 2 exons. The record is from RefSeq and is a predicted model, not a curated record. Bases 16 to 531 code for a protein of 171 amino acids.